This is a messenger RNA of Misgurnus anguillicaudatus (oriental weatherfish), 2030 nucleotides long. NCBI's taxonomy places the organism in Eukaryota, Metazoa, Chordata, Actinopteri, Cypriniformes, Cobitidae. The record is from RefSeq and is a predicted model, not a curated record.
UGCGACAUUACCUCACCUGAAUUAGCACGCGCACGUCAUCCGCUCUUGAGGACGCGCUUUUAUUCAAAUGCCAAGCAGGUUGCCAGGCAACGGAAGAUGACCAGAGCGAGCCCGACCUGUCUGACAGGACAACAUCAACUCGGGCAGAAAUCAGAGAAUUGUUCUUCCUGAGGUUCCUGUCUUCAAUCAAUCGGAAGCGCUUGAAUUCCUCUAUGGCUGCGGGGGAGCACGAAAACGUUUCUCCAUUGGUGUUCCGACUACAUGAAGGGUCUCCGCCGGUGGUACGUGAGGUUCUGCUGGAGCGUGGAUGGGAGGAGUAUGACGAACAAGAACACGAGGAAGGAGAUUGGAACCUCUACUGGAGAACGUCUGCCUUCCGAAACUCUGAUUACGAAAACAUCUUGCCUUGGCAGAGAAUGAACCACCAUCCCAAAACGAUCCACAUCACGCGCAAGGACUGUUUGACACGACACUUAAGAAGAAUGAAGAGCGCUUACGGCACAUCUACGUAUGACUUCAGCCCUCCUGCCUUUAUCUUGCCAAAUGAAUACACAAAGUUUUUAGGGGUGUACACUAGGAAUCGUACAUCCGGAAAAUCUCAGUACUGGAUUUGUAAACCAGUUGAUCUGUCAAGAGGAAGAGGAAUAUUUCUAUUUGACGACAUUAAGGACUUAGCUUACGACUCGCCGGUAAUCGUACAGAAGUACAUCAGCGACCCUCUUCUCAUUUCAGGCUACAAAUUCGACUUGCGCAUUUACGUUUGCGUAAAGAGCUUCUCUCCUCUCGUAAUUUACAUGCAUCAGGAAGGCCUGGUGCGCUUUGGGACCGAAAAAUACAGCCUCGCUUCUUUGGAUAACCUAUAUUCUCAUUUGACAAACACCAGCAUCAAUAAGUUUGGGUUGUGCUAUACCGCAUAUAAAGAACAAGUGGGCAGGGGAUGCAAGUGGACCAUGAGCAAAUUUCGCUGCUUUCUUCAAAACCAAGGUGUUAAUGAUCUUCUGCUAUGGAAUAAGAUCAGUAAUAUUGUCACGUUGACUCUACUCACAGCUGCUCCUUCCAGUCCCUCCAGCCCAAACUGUCUAGAGCUGUUGGGUUUUGACAUCCUCAUUGACACCAGCUUUAAGCCGUGGCUUCUAGAGGUGAAUUACAGUCCUGCGCUUUCAUUGGACUGCCCUGCGGACGUAACGGUCAAGAAAGGUUUGAUCAAUGACAUCAUCGACCUGAUGAACUACAAGAUGAUUGACAGUUUCAGACACAAGGGAUACCUCAGGACAAGAUAUAUGAGACCAUGCUGUCUCAGACACUAUUUACGGCCUCCAGCGUUUCUGCUACACAAGACAACAGGCCCAAACGAAUCCAUCUCUUCAAAUUCUAUCCGAGUCUGUCCCCGGAAAGAAACAUACACUAGUUCCCCCAAUACAAGAGCAACCUUUUCUAAAAGGUAUGAACAGACUCAUACUUACCACAAACAACUGGUCGACGUCUUUCUUAAUGAUGAGGAAAUAGAUAUUGAGGAAUCUGAUCUCACAGCACUUAGCCAAGUGAGACAGACAUCUAGGAAAUUGGCAUCCACUGCAUGCAAGUUACCUUCUCUUCAUGUACAAAAUCACAAAUCCGCAACAGCCCCGUCGAACCGCCGAUCUCAAGACAGAUGCAUCCCUCCUUUUCGUGUCGGCGACUUCAUACUGACGUUUCCAUUCAACGAGGUGACGUGGAAAGCCUCUCGGGAUGAAGUGGAUGUUAAGACUGUUGUGCACGAGGUCCAUAAACUCACAAGUCGACUCGCCUCUUCAUUUAGUGACGAAGAAAGGACAAAGAUAGAUAAACCUGGUGCCGUAAGGGACAGAUUUGAAGCUUUACUUUGGGGGCCGAAAAACCCACCUCUUCUUAGUGAAGUCUGUGCCUUCAGUUCAAAAUGCUAAAGCUCUAGUAUGCACAAUUUGUAAUGUCUUGGACUACUGUUUUAGAGUUCGCCACCAUUGAAACCAGACUGUUAAAAAGUAGUAAAAUGUCAGCACUGGGUCACCUUA